ACAGGAGUGGCUAGCUAGCGUUGCGUAAAGACAAAUCACUUGAAAGUUGUCGACGAGUCCUAAACGAACCCGCACGGCCACGCGCGGUGUGCAGCUGCGUGAGUGGCGGUGCCCCGCGGCCCGACCCGCGCUCCACACGUCGUUACAGAACCCGCAAGCUGCGCUUGAGUUGAGGCGCCAAUGCUACCCGGCCACUGUUAGCUUAAUGCUAAUCAAGCUAGCUAAGCUGUUGUGUUGAUGAAGGAUGUGGGCAGAGUACUCGUCACCAUGGCCCCACUGUCAUCACACUCAUACUAGAAGGACGUGUGAUCAUUCUAGUUACUAGAGAACCUGCUAACUCUGAAUGUAAUGUCCUGGACCUGCUCCAGGAUGAGGAUAUUCUCCAAAACGUGCGCCAUUCACGGGGAAAUUACGAAUUAUGAAUCUGUCAUAUAAUUUAUGUCAUUUUAACCAUUGACUGCCAGUGCCACGCCCCCCGGUCUUGGUGUGUUUGCACAUCCUCAAUGAGCCACUGGUCUCCAGCCAUGUAGUAAUGAUGUAGAGCUUUUCUAGUCUUAUCUACCACUCAAAGUACGGGACAGGUCACGUUCACACAGCGCGGCUGUUGACUGUCUGUCCCACUCAUACACCGUCAGAAGAGCCUCCAGAGCCAGUGUCUUGCCCAAGGACACAUCAACGUGCAGCCUGGGAGAAGCUGGGAUCGAACCGUCGACCGAGCCACAGCCGAUCAAUCUACUACACAAAAUGAUAUCUAAUGAAAUCCCACCAACCGUUGACAAUGAUCUUCAAGGUAGCGAUGGCUCUGGGAAUUUGGGUGGCCCAGAUGUCCGAAGGCGAAUCCCCAUCAAGCUCAUAUCCAAACAGCCCUUAAGGAGCAAACCUCCGCCACGCGCCCAGAGACCCAGCAGCAGACCAACUAAAAGUGAGGCUGGAGAAGAUGAUAACUUUGGCUUCAAGCAAGAGGACCGGUUCGAUUGUGGCGCUAAAUCUGGAGAUGUGUUUGCAAAUCAGAGGAGAUUUCCACAGCAAAUGUUUUGGGACUAUAAGUUACAUUUGAUUGGAGAGAGGGAUGACGUACCGAUUCACUUCUGUGACAAAUGUGGCCUCCCGAUCCAGCUGUAUGGACGGAUGAUCCCCUGCAAACAUGUUUUCUGCUACGACUGUGCUUUGCUCCAUGAGAAGAAAGGAGAUAAGAUGUGUCCAGGCCUCACCCUCUACAACUGCACAGAUCCGGUGCAGCGCAUUGAGCAGUGCCAGCGUGGUUCGCUCUACAUGUGCAGCAUUGUUCCGGGAUGUAAGCGCACCUACCUGUCCCAGCGUGACCUGCAGGCCCAUGUCAACCACCGCCACAUGAGGGCAGCCAAGUCGUCGGCUGGACGCCAGGACCCCUUGCACCUGCCUCCUUCAUCUGAGGUCCCUGAUCGUUUCCGCGUGCCUCAGUCUCACCUACCCAAGAACCACGUCCACCUCCCCAACCCGCUCCAGCACAGCAGUCAUGAUCCCUACAGUCAGCCGCCGCCACCCAGUGCUCACGAAGCCCCGCCCCCGACGUCCGCUCUCGGCCCUGAAACAUUCCGCAUCGCCACAGUAACAACUCGCAAACACAGCAAUCUCAUCACUGUGCCCAUCCAAGACGACUCCUCCUCCCGUGAACCCCUCUCUGGUGGGCCAGGCCCCGGCCAGCCGCCCCACCAUCACCCUGGAGACUAUUCUAACCAGCCCCCUGUCGUGUCCCACCCUCACCACAUGAUGGCACCACCACAGCAGCACUUUGGCCCCCCGCCUCCCCCUCCUCCCCCCAUCAGCCACCAAAUGCAGCAUCCACCCCAAUCCUCUGGGACGCCACACAUGGUGUACAACCAGGCCCCCCCUCCCCCCAUGUCCACAGCUCCACCACCAAUCACGCCCCCACCAGGGCACAUUAUGGGCCAGAUGCCCCCUUAUAUGAAUCACCCGCGGCCAGGACCUCCACCACAACACAGUGGCCCUCCAGUUAAUGCCCCUCCACCUCAUCAUUACAACCCCAACUCGAUGCAGCAGUUCUCUGAAGAUCAGGGCACCCUCAGCCCCCCGUUCAACCAACCAGGAGGGCUCAGUCCUGGGAUGUGGCCUGCUCCGAGAGGGCCCCCACCCCCCCGAAUGCAGGGCCCUCCUCCCCAGGGCCAGAUGCCCGGACCACAUCACCCAGAUCAGGGCCGCUACCGGCCCUACUAUCAGUAAACUGCCACCUGGAUGAAUGGGCGACAGUCUGUGAAUAAUGUGAUAGUAAACCUCAGGGUUACAGGACGUAGACGUUUUCGUUUUGAUAAUACUGCCCAGAAGCAAAUGUGUAUGUGGUGCACAUCUUAGUUAAGUAUACUGAACCUCCCACUAAACAUACUGCAGAAUUGGAGAAGAACAAGAAUGUCCCCUUUUUAAAAGCUUAUAUUUCUGUAUAUUUGUCAGCCGAGUUCAUGCAUCUGUACUGUACAAUGAAAGAUGUUAAAUAUGCCUCAAUAAAUUUUUAACAGCA
Scophthalmus maximus (turbot) is the source of this 2512-nucleotide messenger RNA. RefSeq names its product Cbl proto-oncogene-like 1, E3 ubiquitin protein ligase (gene cbll1). NCBI's taxonomy places the organism in Eukaryota, Metazoa, Chordata, Actinopteri, Pleuronectiformes, Scophthalmidae. The transcript has 6 exons. Bases 745 to 2220 code for a protein of 491 amino acids. The record is from RefSeq and is a predicted model, not a curated record. Gene Ontology annotation, biological process: regulation of cell adhesion; protein ubiquitination. Gene Ontology annotation, molecular function: ubiquitin protein ligase activity.